AUGCCUGGACAGAUUCUCGUAGGGACACUGAUCGACGCACCAACUCACGAUGCACUACGGGUACGCACGAACCAUGUCUGCGUCGUAGGUCCUAAUGGUCGCAUCGCCGUCAUCAAACCCGUGGACCCUGCCACCCAUGACCCGGUGCAAACGGAAGAGGCGAUACGUUCGAGCGUGCCGAAGGAGUACCAGGAGCUCCCGCUUUACUUAAUGGGAGAGCACGAGUUCCUGUGUCCAGGGAUGGUCGAUUGUCACAAUCAUGCGCCGCAGUACCACCAGAUCGGCACCGCGACCGACUACACGCUUUUCGACUGGUUAUUCAACGUCACUUUUCCCAACGAGGCCAAAUGCCAGGAUCUCGUCUACGCCAAGGACCUGUACACUCGUCUUGUGCAACGUCUCCUCCGCAGCGGCACGACUUCCGCACAGUUCUUCGCUACAAACCACAUAGCCCCUACCAAGUUAUUGGUCGAAAUUUGUGCAGCCCAGGGUCUACGGGGUUUCGUGGGGCUUGUCACCGCUGAUCAACACUCUCCCGAUUAUUAUGUGCAGACGACGGAGGAAGCAUUGCGCCUAACCGAGGAGUUCAUAACAUGGACUCAUGCGCACGAGUUUGGCAGGGAGAAACGGGGUCCGGAGGACGCGCUAGUGCACCCAGUCAUCACGCCUCGCUUCGUACCGACCUGCUCGCUCGACCUACUCAACGGCCUCGGCGCCUUGAUGAAGAAGUAUGACGUGCGAGUCCAAUCACACGCAGCAGAGACUGUAGACCAGGUUUUGCGCGUGAAGGAGAUGCAUCCUUCCAUUGGCGGUGGGCGCGACGUCGCGAUAUUCGAGCAGGUCGGCCUGUUGGGAUCCCGAACCACGCUCGCGCACUGCACGCAUAUGCGCGACUACGAGGUGCGCAAAAUGGCUGCAGUCGGCAGCGCAGUCAGCGCGUGUCCCAUCGCAAACAUGAUACAUUCGCGCUCGGUGGUCCCGGUGCCGAGGUAUAAGGCGCUGGGAGUGAAGUUGGGGCUCGGGACAGAUAUCGCCGGCGGAUACUCAGCAUCCAUGCUGGGCCCUCUACGGACUGCGAUCUUCGACGACCGCACAGACUCGUUCGUGAAGGUAGAGAGGGAAGACAAACCCCUUGACCAAUACACGGAUCCUGACCCAAAGACCGAAUGGCCGGUCGGGCAUGUUUGGGCCUAUCAUCUGGCAACAGUCGGCGGAGCCGAGGCGCUCGGGAUCAGCGAUCACAGCGGAUCGCUGGACGUUGGAAAACAUUUCGAUGCCAUCUUGGUGGACAACAAUCGACCGGAAGAAAAGGGCGGUCAGGCGUUUGAAUGGUGGCCUGGAGAAACGCCAGAGAUCAGGUUCGAAAGAUGGAUCAACACAGGCGACGAGAGAAACGUAGCCCGAGUAUGGGUUGCGGGUAGACUGGUUGUUGGUAGGUCGUAG
Punctularia strigosozonata HHB-11173 SS5 is the source of this 1443-nucleotide messenger RNA. RefSeq names its product Metallo-dependent hydrolase. The coding region runs from base 1 to 1443 and encodes 480 amino acids. The transcript is spliced from 2 exons. The record is from RefSeq and is a predicted model, not a curated record. Gene Ontology annotation, cellular component: cytosol. Gene Ontology annotation, biological process: guanine metabolic process. Gene Ontology annotation, molecular function: zinc ion binding; guanine deaminase activity. Lineage: Eukaryota; Fungi; Basidiomycota; Agaricomycetes; Corticiales; Punctulariaceae.